AUGAGUGCUGCAUCAUUGAUCAGUAAAUAUGUUGGUCAUGACAAGCAAUUGGAAAUUAUUGAGAAUCUUUCAACAAAACUAACCGAUAACAAAGAUGACGUUGAUGUCUUGGUUGAACUUUUACGUGAUGUUGAGGUUAACGACAGAAUCUUUGAAGCUAUAUCAUCUUACUGCCACCACAACUUACUAGACGGAGGAUACAUUGAUCCAAUAUCAGAAUUAAUCAAUGUAUUACCUAGAUUGGAAAAUCAAAUUCUUGAUCAAGUGACAAACUUGACUCAAACUUAUAUUCAAAGACAUAAAUCUGAUUUUGGUUUGGCAUACUAUCAAUUAUUUAAAUUAGGGGAUGAUGGAGUUGAGGACCAUGAUAUAUCAGAAGCUGAUCUAAAUGUCUUAUUUUCCUUAAUGAGCAAGAUAUUUCAAAAGCAAACCCAAACUUCAGUUCUCCAAUUGGAUCAUUUGCUUUUGCUCUUGUUAGGAAUCGAUGAAAAGAUAGUAUCAAAUGAGGCAUCAAAGUUGUUGAGGUGGAGAACAAAAGUAAUACUGAAUGCUACAAGCCAGUUUGAUUUGAUUUGGAAAGUCAUACUUGCCUUGGAGUCUUCAGAGUCCUCAUUUCAGAAAUCGUCAGCAUUUAUUCUUUGGUUGAGGUAUCUCAAUAGCAGCAAUGACCUACAGAACAAUCCAAAAUAUCAAAACCUUUUACAAACAAAUCAAUACUGGGCCAUUCUUCAAUCCGGCUUGACAAGCACCACUCAUGAACAUAGAAAAUUCUCGGUAUCUAUCUUGCAAUUAUCGAUUAAGUCCAUCAAUAUCGACUUGUCCAACGACUUUGUAAAAUGGGAUAUGUACAAAGCUGGCGCUUACUUGACUGAAUGGGCAAGAUAUGUCACGCUUUACGAGAUUUUGGCAAUUGAUACUUCGCUUCAUCAAGCUGAAGCGGGGUUUACUGACAUCACUGGAUUGAUCUCCCCCAACUCUUUAAUCCAACCAUCUUGGGGUUGGUGCUUAUUAUCAACGGGGUUCACCGCAACGAUUGACUCGGUUAGGAAACUAACCAUUAGAUUAUUGUUGUCGAUCCCAUUACAAAAUUUGCAUCUUAUUAAAGAUGCGUUACCGAUUUUAGAGAAAUCAUUCUUGCCUAAUUUGAUGAUUGCUGCCAAUAUGAAUGUGAAAGUCAUCAAUGGCAAAGUUGAAUGUCCCUUUGCUUAUCAAUUGAAAGAUUUAAUCGCCAGUAUGGUUAGGAACUUGAAUGAAGAGAACGAUUUUCAAAAUGUUGCUUUAUCCAUUUUGCGUGUAUGUGCCGAAUUCAAACACAAUUUUGCCCCGACAAGAAUUUUGAUCAUGCAAGGUUUAGUUGAAGGGAUGAAUGGCAGGAAAGUUUUGCAAUAUGGAGUACAUGAUCUGCCGUUAUUGGAACUUUUCGAAAUUAAAUCGGAAGGUGCAUUACUUGAAAAGUAUAGCCAGACGUUGAACUUGCGGUUGUUGCUCAACUUUGAACCAAAUUUGUCUAAAUUCCUAAAAGCGUUACACAAGUUCACCCGAUUUAAUGGGUUUACCCUCUUGCAUGAAAACUUGGGUCUUUUCCAAAAUGACAUAACAGAUGAUGGAGGUUUGGAAGCAUUUCUUGCAGAUUGUGACGAUGUCGACUUGAAAGUUUUGUUACUCGACAUUUCAAACCAAACUUUAUUCUUGUCGAAAACUGAACCCCUUUUAUUAGCUAAAUUGUUGGAAUCGGGAUUUAGAAAAGCAACAUUGAAAUCAAUUGCCGAGGACUUGCAAGACUUGGUUACUGUGGAAGAUAUCGCAGUGGUGGAAUCUCUUUCAAAUGUUGAUUAUGCCAAGUUCAACUUUGCUGUACCUCGAGGUGAGCAGAUACAGCAAUUGUGGUCUCAAAUUGAGUCUGAUUUGCAAUCUCAAGAUUUAACCAUAUUAAACAAUGCCUAUCACAAAAUGAAACAUUUCAAUAACCUUUAUGGGAACUCCGAUUUCCAAUUUGAAGAUCCAAAGACACUAGUUGAGUUCAAAAGUACUUUGUUGACAAAUACCGAUGAUUUGACUAAAUUGGAUAAAUUCUUUUACAAAAUCAAAGACAAGAUCGAUGGAGAGUACUAUACAGCGUUGGAAAUCAAUUUCCGGAAAAAUCCCACUUUCUUCGCAUCCGCUUUCAAGACUUUUGACUCAACUUCAUCAAGCUAUACUGGCAAUUACGCCAUGGUGAAUUUAAUUCACUGUUAUCUUGAAAUAUCUUCAGAUGGUGAAUUGCAAUCACAAAUUGUUGACUUUUUAUCUGAGUUAUGGUUUGGCGUGGUUGAAACAGGAAGAUUGCAUUUGAGUCAACGUGACUUGCAACUAUCAAUCAUCAAAACUUCAUUGCAUCCUAAAAUUAUUUUCAACAAAGAUGCCGCAUCCAAGUUGAAGUCAUUUUGCCUCUCAGUGUUGGACCACUCAGGAACUAGACGUAGUUUAUUACCAGCACUUACUCAAGCUUUGGCACAUGCUCAAUUAUCCAAUCAAGACCAAUUUGAAAAGUUGCAUUGGUUGCCAGAAGUCUUGGUCACGGGAUUCUUGGUUUAUCAGGCAAAGACAUCCUAUUUUAAAGUGGUUGAUAUCAUGGCGGACAUGUAUGAUAAACAAGUGGCAUUGAAUGGUUCAUCCGAUAUCUAUCAAGAUGCAUAUGGACCAAAAGAAGUGAGUUCGAGAGUUAACUUGAUGGCCAUUUUCAAUUCAAUUCAAUCACAAGCAUUUGCACAGCGCAUAUACAAUUACAUUGUCGAAAAUGAGGCCAAAUAUACUCUUUUCAAUCCACUUCGGACUACCGAUAGCUACGAAGAAUGGAAUCGUCUACAACUUUACACGAUUUUAACUUCACUCGUUGACAAAAUGGAGAUUGACUUUGAUGGUAUUCUUGAGCGCAUAUCAACCGAACCAAGUCCAUUGGUGAGGAUGUACAUUGAAUGGAUUCUUGCAUACAACUUACUACAUAAUGAAGAGCGAACCAACCAGGUCUUCAAUGACUUGACAACAAACAUGAACAAUUUGAAGCCAGCAGUUGCAACAUCGUAUUUACGAAUUCUAUUUCUCAUGAUUUGCAAACUCGAUUCGGCUAAAGAGGCUGAAAUUAUAACAAAAUUCAUCAAUAUUGUAGUCCCAGGUGCAACUUCACUGAAGAAAUUGAUUCGUCAUUUUUCAUUGUCAUUGGUACUUUCCAUCCAAAAUGAAAUCACCAAAAAGGGCUUACCCAUUGACGAUAAAGUAAAGAACAUCAUUGCCAAUUUGUAUAAAUCGGCAACCUUGUCUGAUUCAUUUGGUCAAUUUAGAAGUGGUGAUGCAUUGCUAUGGGAUAUUGCCAAUGACUUAACAUUAGUGGCACUAUCAGGAGGGAUUGUUUUACGAUUAACCGAUAGAGAUGAUAUUGAUUUCAUAACUGAAGCCCAAUUUAAUCACAAUUUGUCGGCCUCGCAAAUCAGCCGCUUGAGACAUUCUGUAGGACACGAUGAAACCGAUAUUUGGACCAAGCAACAACUCAACAAAAAGAAGCCGAUUAUUUCUCCCGUGGAGUCUGUGGUACAAUCUCCGUUAUUACAAACCAAGAGUGGUGCAUGGAAUGCAGUUAUGGAUGUAGACUCUGAUACCAAUAUUGGUAAAGAGUUGACUCGAAGUGAUUUAAUUGUGGUUGCUUCUCUUGUCGAUAAGCCACCAAACUUGGGUGGUAUUUGUCGGUUGAGUGAUGUAUUGGGAGCCGGGCUAUUAACCAUCCAUGAUAUGUCAAUAAGCAAGCAUCCACAAUUUAAAAAUGUUGCCGUUACUGCUGAUCAAUGGAUGCCAAUGAUUGAAGUGACUCCGGAAAACAUUCGGGACUACUUGUUGGACAAGAAAAGGGAAGGGUACACCUUAAUUGGGUUAGAACAGACUGAUCAAUCAGUGGAAUUAAACAAUGAUUUGAAAUUCCCUCAAAAAUCAUUGAUAUUAUUGGGAAGAGAAAGAGAAGGUAUACCGGGAGAUUUAUUGGCUGAACUUGAUUUUUGCGUUGAGAUUAAACAAGUGGGUAUUGUAAGAUCAAUGAAUAUUCAAACGGCGACGGCAAUUAUAGUCCAUGCAUAUUCUACACAACAUUGCUAA
This is a messenger RNA of Lodderomyces margitis, 4119 nucleotides long. Its product is annotated as tRNA (guanosine(18)-2'-O)-methyltransferase. Gene Ontology annotation, biological process: tRNA methylation. Lineage: Eukaryota; Fungi; Ascomycota; Pichiomycetes; Serinales; Debaryomycetaceae. The transcript has a single exon. Gene Ontology annotation, molecular function: tRNA (guanine) methyltransferase activity; RNA binding. The record is from RefSeq and is a predicted model, not a curated record. The coding region runs from base 1 to 4119 and encodes 1372 amino acids.